GACACUAACACGGACAACACUCAUCCGUGUACAAAAACACUGGAAUAUUAGCCGGAGACAUGUUAUUUGCAUGCUAAACUAGUUUAGAAGACCGCCUGAAAUUGCCAAGGAGAUGAAUUCCUCUGAGUAUGUUGAAAACUCGGAUGGGGAGACAUCAGAGAAAGAGAGAGUAUCUUUGUGUCGUGUGAAGACCGAAAGAGAGACAGAGGAUCAUGGCAGCUGUGACGGGACUGGGAGCCCCAGAGGAAGGGUGCUGGGCGGUGCUACUGACGGCUCUGGCAAGCGGGCCGCUGCGCAGAUUGGCUCAGAUGGGCUGAAUGCAGAACCGGACCAGUUCAGCGCCACAAAACGAGUGAAGGUGUCUACAGAGGGGAUGAGAACAGGGGAGUACCUACAGGACAGAGGCCUUGAUCACCCUGCCAGGGCUCGCCCUGCUGGCCUGAUGUCACCAGUCGAGAACAAGGACGCCUCUCAGGAGAAGACAAUAGCGUCUUACAGGAAGCCCCUGUACAGCAUCUCUCACAGAAUCAUCGAGAAGAAGGCCGCGUCGGGGCUGGAUCAGCACACCCUGCAUGAGGCUGGAGGCCGGACGAGCUACAACAGUCACCUGUUCCCGCGGCUCAGCAGUGGGGAGCAGAACAGGUGUGAGCCGAGCCCCGCCAUGGCCUUCAGCACCGCCGAAAACGACUCCAACCUCUACCCGCUGAUCGAGAAGAUGUUCUUCAUCCUCAACACCCUCAACUCCAGCAUGACCCAGUUGCACAGCAAGGUGGACCUGCUCUCACUGGAGGUGACCCGCAUCAAGAAGCGGAUCAACCCCUCCGAGCAGGUGGCCGAGUUCCAGCCGCCGCCCGAGUACCAGCUUACGAGCGAGGAGCUGAGGCAGCUGACGGAGCAGACCUCCUCGGCCGGGGAGCUGGGCUGCCGGCUGCUGGUGCAGCUCUUCCCAGAGCUCUUCACCACUGAGUACAGCCGCAGCUGCAACGCCUGCGGCAUGGCCAACAAGAGGACGCUCGACUCGCUGCACCUGCAGCUGAUCCGCAACUAUGUGGAGGUCUGCUUCCCGCUGGUCAAGAACGGCAACGCUUGGCAGGUCGAGUGCCUGCCACAAAUCAACGACUUCUUUAACCACUUUUGGGCACAGAAGGAUAUGGAGAGCGGGCAGGCAUGCGGGAAGAGGACUCCGGGGAGCCUGGGGUUCGAGGUGGACCAGAAUCAGGCCUGUCACUAUAUCGAUGAGGAAGGGCAGGACGAGAGCCUUUCACUCGAGUCCAGUGAGAACAACAACAAUGGCAACGUGGUGUCAGACCUGGUUUUUGACGCUCAGGAGGUGGGGGAGGAUCUUGAUGACCUCUCCUCCCCUGGAGAGUUUGCCGUUUUCCUCAUGCACCGGCUUUUCCCCGAGGUCUUUGAGGAAGGGAAGAUGCCAGAGGGAUAUAACUGCUACUCGAAUGCGGGCAAGCUGAUCCUGGAUUCAGACAGGCUGGAGAUUAUCCGCAAGUACAUGGAGGCUAACUUUCCUGACGUUCAGGAGGACAGCUGGCUGAAGCUGUGUGUUCAACGAAUGGAGGAGGUGCUGGAAAGCGCCCACAGCAACGGAAGCGAGCCUGAGAUUGUCCGCGACGACAGCUACGACUCCAACAGCCUGCCCGAUGACGUGUCCAUCGUGAAGGUUGGUGACAUUUGCGACUAUGAGAGGCCAGGCCGCAAGUCAAAAAAGACAUCACUGGUGCCGAUCGACUUCGACAAGAUCGAUAUCCCGCCUCCGGAUUUUGAUGUGCCCCAGGAGUAUCUGCUCUCAAAGGAGCAGCUCAGGAACAUUUACGAGAGCAGUCUGUCGAUCGGAAACUUCGCCUCCCGCCUGCUGGUGCUAAUGUUUCCAGAGCUCUUCACCUACGAGAACACGCGAAAGCACUACAACUGCAGCGGCUCCCUGGGCAAGAAGCAGCUGGACCCCAUCCGGAUCAACCUGAUCCGGCACUACGUACAGCUGCUCUACCCGCGGGCUAAGAACGACCGGGUCUGGACCCUGGAGUUUGUGGGAAAGCUGGAUGAGCGGUGCCGGCGGAGGGACACAGAGCAACGGCGUUCCUACCAGCAGCAGCGCAAAGUGUAUGCUCCAGACCCCGAGCCCGAGGCCCAGGACUUCAGCACCGCCUGCCAGCUGGGUCAGCUUGGUACCGAGCGCUUUAAGGACGACUUUGAGAUCCCGCCACUGCCGCCGGAGAAGAGCAGCAAAGACUUCUGCAAGAUCCCGCUGGAGGAGCUGGUCGUGGCCACCCCGGACUUUCCCGUGCCUUCCGUCUACCUGCUGUCUGACUCCGAGGUCCGGGAGAUCGUCCAGCAAAGCCUGUCCGUGGGGAACUUUGCGGCCCGGCUGCUGGUCCGCCUCUUCCCCGAACUCUUCACCCAGGAGAACCUGCGGCUCCAGUACAACCACUCCGGUGCCUGCAACAAGAAGCAGCUGGACCCGGUGCGCUUGCGGCUGAUCCGGCACUAUGUUGAGGCAGUGUACCCCGUGGACAAGAUGGAGGAGGUGUGGCACUACGAGUGCGUGCCCAGCAUUGAUGAGCGCUGCCGCCGGCCAAACCGCAAGAAGUGCGACAUCCUGAAGAAGGCCAAGAGGUCCAGCACCGUGUCGUAUCUAUGAGACUGCUUGUCCGGCAGUGUCUGUCACAAACAUGUAUUAUUUGCACAAGUUAUUAUUAUUUUUUUAAAAAUCUGCAUAAGCUGAAGAGAAUGGACUAAACCUUUACAAAAAUGUCCUAUUGAAUGAGGUGAGGUUACUUUUAUGCUAAUUAUUACAUGAAUCAGUAGGAUUUAUUUACUUGCUCUGUAGGACAUAUUUGUAAAAUUAGUUAUAACACCAGACAUUAUAGUUUGUU
Molecule: messenger RNA, 2885 nt
Organism: Megalops cyprinoides (Indo-Pacific tarpon)
Lineage: Eukaryota; Metazoa; Chordata; Actinopteri; Elopiformes; Megalopidae
Gene: bend3
Product: BEN domain containing 3
Exons: 4
Coding region: 113-2650 (845 amino acids)
Biological process (GO): rDNA heterochromatin formation
Cellular component (GO): heterochromatin
Molecular function (GO): DNA binding
Source: RefSeq, a predicted model, not a curated record